AUGAGUCAGGGAGAAAUUGCGAACUUACAGCUGCGAGACUUGAGAGUGAAGUACGAAGAAAAGAGGGCUGUCAAAUCAGACAGAAGAGUCUUGUCUAAAGCGCAGGUAAUUACUGGCGCUGAAGUUAUGGCUCUGCGCGAGACCAUGGAGAAGAAGGAGAUAGCAAAGUUACUAAAGGCGGAAUCAUCAAAAACCAAAUCCUCGGGCAAAACCAUCAACUCUGGGAAGUAUAAGAGUAUGAACCGGAAUUCAAAAACCAUUUCUACCUCUCCCACUACUCCUCCACCCGUCAAGACGCAGAAGAAAAGGAUGAAAAUUCCGAUUUCAAUCACAGACUCUGAUCCGGAUCCUCCAAGUCUACAAACAGAGAUUGAUGACCAGAGCUCUUCAGAGUACGAAGACAUUCUAGACUUGAAACCUUUGGCUUCCAAAGCUCAUCCGCAGUCCAUACUGCCUUCUAAAAGACAGAUGCCAUCUCACAUAUCUCUCCGGUCCAGAAAGUAG
Molecule: messenger RNA, 504 nt
Organism: Morchella sextelata
Lineage: Eukaryota; Fungi; Ascomycota; Pezizomycetes; Pezizales; Morchellaceae
Exons: 1
Coding region: 1-504 (167 amino acids)
Source: RefSeq, a predicted model, not a curated record